AGCCAACUUCAGUUAACAAGUGACAAGUGUGCAGUGCAUACAAAUAAGAAAUUUGCUGAAGAAAACGAGAGAAUAAGCGAAAAUGAACAGCCACGAAUCGUUGCACUCCCUUGCCGCUAAGAGACGCCGAAUGGCCCAGCCUCAGCGGGUGCACAAAUUUGGAGAGGGCGUCUUGGCUGACAUUGCCCGUCUGUGCAUGAACGAUCUCUAUUCGGACGUGUCGUUCUUUGUGGAGGAUCAGCGCAUAUCGGGGCAUUGCGCGAUUUUGGCCACGCGCUGUGAAUACUUUCGCGCCAUGCUCUUCGGAGGUUUUACGGAGGAACGACAAAUCCGACUGCCCGAAGUGCCGCUGGAGGCAUUCAAGGUAAUCCUCGGCUAUCUAUACUCGGGCACUAUGUCCAUAUCCACACUAGACGUGGAUGCCAUCUUGCAGGUGCUCAGCCUGGCCAAUCUGUAUGGCUUGCCGGAACUCGAGUCGGUCCUAACCGAAACUCUGCUGGAAAAUCUGGAAGUUUGCAACGUGUGCGCAAUCCUGGAUACAGCGCGCCAAUACAGCAUGGAAGACCUGAACAUGAAAUCAUUAAAUUUCAUCGAUACCAAUGGGGCCCAGGUGAUGGAAGACGAUUUCUUUCUAAUGCUGUCCAAGGAAUCACUUGAAGAAGUCCUUCGGCGCGAUACUUUUAUUGCCGAAGAACUGAAGAUCUUUCAAGCGGUACACAAAUGGAGUCUGCACAACCCGGACGUGGACAUCAAGUCGGUUGUCUCGCUUGUACGUCUCCCUCUCAUUAAGGUCGAGGACCUGGUGAGUACGGUUCGUCGCUCUGGAAUCGUCGACCCAAACAACAUAUUUGACGUCAUCGAUAAAGCAACCAAGCCGGAGAAUCUGCCCUAUCGUGCCAGACAGUCUCCGGGCGUAGAUGUGGCCUUAUGGGUAACUCGUUCGAUUGUCACCAAGAGUGAGAUCUUAAUAGAGCUGAGCUUCUGGCAUAUGAUCAAUUAUAUAAAUAUCGCAGGUUUAAGAAAUUCAACAUAUAUACUCGAUUGCAUCGUGGAAAUCUCUUGCGACAUGACCCACUGGGUCAACUUGGGAAGUUUCACAUUUUCAAUCCCCACGAAAAUGUUUGUCACCUUCGCGCGCAGGCCUGUUCGUUUCAUUCGGAUCAAGCAGCUUAGCCGCAAGAAUUACUUUAAAGAUAUAACCAUUAGCGCACUUCUAAGCACCGAUACUUAGAUGAUGACUUGGGAUACUGUGUGACAAAAGCAACCUGAAGACUUGUUCCUUUUCUUUAUCCUUUGAAUGGAUUAUUUUUACUUCUGAUUACUUUAAUUAAUUUCUUCUAUGAAUUUAAUUCAUAUAACUAAAUAAAAGACUUGUUAUAACGUUGUUGUUGGGCCUGUAA
Drosophila obscura is the source of this 1400-nucleotide messenger RNA. RefSeq names its product BTB/POZ domain-containing protein 9-like. Gene Ontology annotation, biological process: circadian behavior; modulation of chemical synaptic transmission; adult locomotory behavior. Lineage: Eukaryota; Metazoa; Arthropoda; Insecta; Diptera; Drosophilidae. Gene Ontology annotation, molecular function: protein binding. The coding region runs from base 83 to 1231 and encodes 382 amino acids. The transcript is spliced from 2 exons. The record is from RefSeq and is a predicted model, not a curated record.